AUGCCGCUCCACUUGCUGGGAAAAAAGUCGUGGAAUGUCUACAAUGCCGACAAUAUCGCCCGCGUUCGGAGAGACGAAGCGGCCGCCAAGGCUACGGAGGAAGAAGAAGAGCGGCGCAUGCAAGAAGUCGAUGCUCAGAGACGACUGGCAAUCCUGCGCGGCGAAUCACCUCCCCCGAUAGAAGACGAACGAGACGCCGAACCAGAAAAGACAGACGGCGCUCCCAGUAGCGCGCGAUCAAGAUUCCCUGGUCAGGGCCGCAAGAGGAAGCGGCCCGGGGAGGACGACACCGAGUUCGAGCUGCGUUUGGCGCAAGAGAGGAGCAACGCAACAUACUCAGUUGUCGAAUCCAGUCGUAAGCCAGCGAGCUCGGCUCCAAUUGUCGAUAGCGCCGGACACAUUGAUCUUUUUGGCGACGAACGAGCGAGGGCGCAUGCAGAGAGGAACGAAGAGGCGGAAGCCGAAAAGAAAAAGAAGGAAAAGGAAUAUGAAGAUCAGUACACUAUGCGAUUUUCCAAUGCGGCUGGUAAAGAUGGCAUCAGCAAGCCCUGGUAUUCACAGCGCGAGGGAGUCGCUCCGGACGCUUCGUCCAAAGACGUCUGGGGCAAUAACAAUCCCGAUCGCAAGACUCGCGAUACUCAGCGAAUCAAUUCCAAUGACCCAUUGGCUAUGAUGAAGAAAGGCGCGUCGCAAAUUCGCGAUCUGAAGAAGGAGCGCAUGCGGAUACAGGCAGAGAGAGACGAGGAACUUAGACAACUGCGUAAAGAAGAACAUCGCGACAGACAUAGUCAUCGACAUAGAGGGAGAGAGGGGCGAGAAGGAAGAAACAAUUCAGAUUCCAGAAGGCGUGAUUCAAGCAGAGGGCGGCACAAAGAUGACUCGGAGAGACGUGAGCGUCACGAUGAUCACCGUGAGAGGAGACGGCACAAGGAAGAGGAGCGGCGAAGGCGGCAUGGAGACUCGCGCUCACGCUCCCCGGACAGGAGGCGACACCGACACCGGCGCGAUGAAAGAUGA
Molecule: messenger RNA, 1017 nt
Organism: Trichoderma harzianum CBS 226.95
Lineage: Eukaryota; Fungi; Ascomycota; Sordariomycetes; Hypocreales; Hypocreaceae
Exons: 2
Coding region: 1-1017 (338 amino acids)
Source: RefSeq, a predicted model, not a curated record